This is a messenger RNA of Perca flavescens (yellow perch), 4778 nucleotides long. Its product is annotated as beta-galactosidase-1-like protein 2. The record is from RefSeq and is a predicted model, not a curated record. Bases 506 to 2413 code for a protein of 635 amino acids. Gene Ontology annotation, molecular function: beta-galactosidase activity. NCBI's taxonomy places the organism in Eukaryota, Metazoa, Chordata, Actinopteri, Perciformes, Percidae. The transcript has 20 exons. Gene Ontology annotation, biological process: carbohydrate metabolic process.
AAGCCUCCGGUCUCACAAUCUUUUGACUUUCGUUGGUUUGUUUAGUGCUCUGCUAGCUUGCCUGCCUGUGUUGCUAGCUAACUGUUAACGCUCAACAACUCAUUUAUAUCUGUGGUGUUUUUCGUCAAGACAACACCUCAACAAGCCUGUAAAGUCGGACGGGGAACACAGUUAGCAGUGGUAUCUUCCUUACCUCAUGCGACAGACACAGGCUUAUAUUAACUUCUUUAACUCUUUCUUUCGCCCACUUAACGUGUCAACAACAACAACACCAAACAGACCCUACAAGCAGGCAGGGCCAUGGGAAACACAUUGCGCACGCUCCGACUUCUAAGGAACAUGGGAAGUGUAGUCCUUAUUGGAGGAUGACGGGAGAUGACGCUCUGCACAGGGGCACACCCACGAGGCGGUGCGUUGUUCAUGGCAGCAGCAUCAUGCGUUCAUCUGGGCUCUAAAAGCGGCUCUAAACUCGACUCGACCGCUGCCUGUGUGUAUCACAGUAUCGAUGGUUGUCUGGAGGAUAAGAAAUGCGCACAAAAGGAAAUAUGCACUCAUAUGCCUGUGCAUUGUCGGCUUCAUCAUGUACAGAUAUCUUGGCAUGCCAGCAGGGGGACGGAGAAUGAGCAGGAAGGUGGGUCUGAGUGCCAACUCGUCCCAGUUCACCCUGGGGGGGGAGCCCUUCCGCAUCCUCGGGGGAUCCGUCCACUAUUUCCGUGUGCCCAGGGCCUACUGGAGGGACCGCCUGAUGAAAAUGAAGGCCUGCGGCAUCAACACCCUCACUACGUACGUGCCGUGGAGUCUGCACCAGCCAGAGAGAGGGGUUUUCAACUUCCACACACAGCUGGAUUUAAUAGCCUAUAUCAAUCUUGCUGCUGAAUUGGGGUUGUGGGUGAUUUUACGCCCAGGCCCAUACAUUUCCUCUGAGCUGGACCUAGGAGGACUGCCAAGUUGGCUCCUCCGUGAUGGUAGCAUGAGACUGAGGACGACUCACCCAGGCUUUGCUCAGGCCGUCAAUGCUUUUUUCGACAAACUUAUACCAAAAGUGGUUCCACUCCAGUUCAAGAAAGGAGGUCCCAUUAUUGCAGUGCAGGUGGAAAACGAGUAUGGAUCCUUUGCAAAGGAUGACACUUACAUGCUGUUUAUUAAAGAGGCCUUAGAGUCCAGAGGGAUCAGCGAGCUCUUGCUCACGUCAGACAACCACAACACAGUAAAGUCGGGGGGUGUGGACGGAGCCAUCAGAUCAUUGAAGCUGCAGAAGCUUAAUCAGAGAGACAUCCAGGAUCUGAAUGCUAUCCAGCCCAACAGCCCCAUCUUGGUGAUGGACUACUGGACCGGCUGGUAUGAUGUGUGGGGUGACCUCCACCAUGUGCUUCCCCCAGAGGAUAUGGUGUCCACCGUGAGAGAAAUCCUGCGGCGAGGCAUGUCUGUUAAUCUCUACAUGUUCCAUGGAGGCUCCAGUUUUGGCUUCAUGAGUGGUGCCCUCGCUGAUCCUUCCUACAAAGCAUUGGUCCCCAGCUAUGAUUAUGACGCUCCCUUGUCUGAAGCUGGGGAGUACACUCCAAAGUACCACCUCCUUAGGGAUUUGCUUUCUCGAUACAACAGUGGAAACAGUUUCCCUGACAUGCCAGCCCUGCAUUACAGGGAGGCUUAUGAACCAGCUAUCAUGUACCAGCAUCUGUCAUUAUGGGAUGCUUUGAGCUUCACUGAGGGGCCAAUUAAGUCACUAAAGCCAUUAAGCAUGGAGAAUCUGCCUGUGAACAACAGGAAUGGCCAGUCCUAUGGAUACACGCUGUAUGAGACUACCAUCACCAGUGGAGGAUCAUUGAAGUCAGGAGACAAUGUCCGAGACCGCGCCCUAGUGUUUGUCGACAGAAGCUACAUUGGUCUUUUCAAGCGCCAAAGCCUGGAGCUGGCGGUUCCAGAUGGUAAGGGACAGCGUACCUUAAGUUUAUUGGUGGAAAACUGUGGACGAGUUCACCGUGGAAGGGACCUUGACAAACAGCAUAAAGGCCUCGUGGGAGACAUUUUAUUAAACGAUAUCCCCUUGCGGGAUUUUACAAUAUACAGCCUGGAUAUGAAACCCAGCUUUAUUGAUAGUCUUUAUCAGGCACCUUGGAAAACUCUCCCUGAAACUCCGAGCUUCCCUGGAUUUUUCAUAGGGAGGAUGUUUGCAUACGGGUAUCCGAGUGACACAUUUAUGAGGCUGCCAGGCUGGGAGAAAGGUGUUGUGUUUAUCAAUGGGCUGAAUCUGGGCCGCUACUGGUCAAUUGGUCCCCAGCAGGCUCUCUAUCUCCCUGGCCCCUUUCUCAACAGUGGACAUAAUCAGGUCAUUGUGUUUGAAGAGCAGGAGGGUGACUACAAGGUCCAAUUUGAGGACACUCAUGAUCUUGGCAUGGCAGCAGACAUCCAGUGACUGCCAUCACCUCUGUUGACAUAGAUUUACAAAGUGAUUUUAACAUCAGGUCAAAAUUCAGGGAUAGCAAUAUUGUUAAUAUCAUGGUCAUUGUAUGAUAUAAUACCUUAAAAUCUUCAUACAUACACACAGACCAAUAUGAAAAAAGAAGACAGGCAUGUUUGUAUGGGAGCAGUUUAUAGCUAUAUACAUACAGUACCUUUAGUUACAGUGACUCUUUACACAUAGAGCGCAAUUACAAGUAUAUUCUCUUCCCCAUAGAUUUUUUCUUAAGAUCCUGCUUGGGGAUGGCAGUUAUUGUUGAUAUUGUUGUUAGAUUUGUAUUGCUUGUGUGAAUAUUCUUCAUAAUGCAGUUAUUGAAAUGGACACGUAAAACAAAAACCAGGCUUAUGGGACAAUCUGAUCUUAGGCAGGAGCGUUUCAUAUGAAAGACAAGCAGCAUUGUAGCAAAUUCAGACCCUUAUCUUUGAGUGAAAGUGCAAGGUUUCAGAUGCCUGACACGUCGAUAACUGAGAAAACUCCUAACAGCAACAGAGUCUGGGAACAUUAGCAUUUGUAAGCAGUGCCACUGCAAGUCAAUGGGGUAUGAAAUCAUCACUUGCAAGCCAGCCAUCCAUGGUGGAAAUAAUUAGGUUGUGUAAUACAGCAUACAGCACAUAUGAAAGGAUGCACAUCCAGUGUAUUGGCUUCAUAUCCCAUUGACUCGCACAUGCAUAGCUCAGGACUAACAAGUGAACGGUACCACCAGCUACUCUGAAACAAUAAAUAACUCUGCGUAGAAACCUUCCGUUCACUCAAUGGGAUCUUAAUUAGCUUACAAAGAUGUCUGUGAAGUAGACAGGGCCCUAGGGAUACUGAAUCUAAUCUUAAAUAUGAGUAGACCUCAGUAGUGUUACAGCAUAACAGGAAUAAACAAGAGCUUGCAAUAAAUGACUGUAAGAGAGGACAUUGCUGUUAAACUGUAAUAAAUCAUUGCUCCGUGUUUUUUUAAGUGCAUGUGUGUCCGUGUGCUCACCAUGUGCAGUGUGACAGCUGAGAAUGUGUGUAAAGGAGUUACAAGACCUCCAAUUAAUGCUGGGUCCGGGGGGGCUAUCUAAAUAGCUCAGUGUUGUACAGUACAAGUGGGGAGGGCUCAGAUCCCCUCAGUGCAGUCUGUCAGUCAGUGCUGACUCACGUAAGACAAGGGCCCCUUUUAUUCCUCUGUGCCGGACAGCCAGACUUUCAGAACAAAAGGGCCCUAUUUAAUGCUGAUUGGAUGGUUGGCUGGUGUUGUCUGCGCUCAGAGGGCUCUUUAUUGCGUGCAGUGCCAUCUCUUCCUGCAGUUUAAAUCGCGUAUCGUCCUUUGUCUCAGCCCUCCGAGGAGACCUCACUGGGCAAGCUCCUUUUGGCAACUCCCACCAGUGUCUCGCAUUAGCCAGUGCUCUGAGCAGAACGGGGCGGCUGGCUUUUGUGCAGUUGUGCUUUGAUACUCUGUAGUCCGUUCAAGCACGUGGCUUGUGCUGCCUCCUGGGGUGGGCAGGUGUGCCUCCAUUUCAAAGCGGUGGUGAAGUGCACCCUACUGUGCUGUGAUAAUAUUUCUGACCCUGGCUGUUGCUAAUUAAGGAGCUCUGAGGUUGGUUUGAAUCCAGGUAGAAUCCAAAUGGAGAAAUGCCCCUAAAAGGACAGACAAUAAGGAAACAAGACCCAUGUUAGAAGCAGCGCUUUUAUUAGUCUACAGCCACGCUGUUGUGCCUUAGUGCAGCAUCUGUGAGCUAAAAGCUAACUUUAGUAUGCUCACAAUGACAAUGCUAACAUGCUAACGCUAAGUAGGCAUAUUGUUUACCAUGCUCGUCAUCUUAGUAUAUUAGCACGUUUGCAUGCAACAUACGCUAGUUAGCACUAACCAAGUAAACUGAGGCUGAUGGGAAUAUCAUUAGUUUUGCAGGUAUUACAAAUUCAAAUUUUGACAUGAUUGCUAUGAUUUUGACUAAAGGAAAAAAUACAAAGAUCACCAUAGUCAUAAGAUGUAUUCUCUGGGAACCAUGAACGUCUGUACAAAAUAUUCUGUUUACAUCUGUAUAUAUUUAAUACCCUCAUUAUGCAUAUACAUUUACUACAUUCCUGUUUACACUAUAUUCAUCGCAAUUACUGUCUACUUUAUAAUACUUUAUUCUUUAUAUUAUGUUAUAUAUUUUUUUUUUUUUUAACUUGCACUACCUUGUCUUAGAUACUCAUAUUGGUGUUACUUGUGUGAUCUUCCUUUUCUUUCUGAUACAUGUUUUAUUAGUAUUGUUGGAGGGAGCCUGGUGCCUACAAUAUUCUUGUCAAUGACUUCCUGUUAUUGUUGUGUACAUGAUAAAUAAAGUCCUUGAACCUUGAAAUGAAA